AUGAACCUCAGCAAUGAAGUUUCUUUAGCUAAGCAGUGUAAUCCCAAGGAUUUCAUCAUUUCAAAAAAAGCUCGACUUACUGAUGCUAAAAAGAAUAUAGUGCUCCAUCUAGCUGAAACUAUUCAAACAGAUAGGCCUACAUUUAUGUCAAUCAUGGUGCCCAGCUGUAUCAGCAAAAGAUUUUAUCUGACCAUUCCCAUAGCUUUUGCCAUUCAAUAUCUUCCACGAAUAAGUUGCAUAGUUCUUCUGCAACUAGAUGACAAGGAGAGAACUUGGCCUGUUCAUUGUCUUGUUCAGGGGAAUUCAAUUGGUUUUUCUUCUGGAUGGAAGGAAUUUGCUCAAUAUAACCAGUUGAAUGUAGGUUAUGUUCAUAUUUUUGAGAUGUUGGAAGCUCAGGAAGGAGUAUUAAUGGUUGUUCACAUCAAUAAGAUUCAGUAG
This is a messenger RNA of Dendrobium catenatum, 438 nucleotides long. RefSeq names its product B3 domain-containing protein REM19-like. Gene Ontology annotation, molecular function: DNA binding. The transcript is spliced from 2 exons. The record is from RefSeq and is a predicted model, not a curated record. Lineage: Eukaryota; Viridiplantae; Streptophyta; Magnoliopsida; Asparagales; Orchidaceae. The coding region runs from base 1 to 438 and encodes 145 amino acids.